Adineta ricciae is the source of this 387-nucleotide messenger RNA. NCBI's taxonomy places the organism in Eukaryota, Metazoa, Rotifera, Eurotatoria, Adinetida, Adinetidae. The record is from the annotation of a GenBank genome assembly.
AUGCGGAUGUGGUCAAUAUUCGUCAUCCUAUCAUUUUUAGUUCCACUUGUCGCACCGAUUAAUGUAAGCGCAUAUAUGAUCAAUCAAACAGCAGCUAAUAUAUCAUGGAUAUAUCCACUUGAUACCAACAAUCCCGAUGAUAUCUCGUUACUUGGUGGGAUGAUCAAAGGUUUCUACGUUAUCGUUUUCGCACCUUUAUCAAUGCAACCACCAAUCGUUCAUCGUAAUUAUGAAGGAACUAUCGGUACUCGAUACUGGGAUAUUGUCGGAAAUUUAACACCUGGAACAACGUAUCAUGCGCAAGUGAAAGCCUUUACGAAAAAAGGCGAUGGAAAACCAAGUGUGCCAUAUAUCUUUACCGUUCCAAAAGAAGAUUUUAGUGAGUGA